Molecule: messenger RNA, 1997 nt
Organism: Cuscuta europaea
Lineage: Eukaryota; Viridiplantae; Streptophyta; Magnoliopsida; Solanales; Convolvulaceae
Source: the annotation of a GenBank genome assembly
CCGAUCCUAAACAACUUCCAAACACAGAAGAUUAUAUUUAUAGCAGUUUGAUCAACUAUCUUUUUCUCUCUAUAUUUAUAGCACACAGCUAGCAAAUGCAUGCAAUGUGGUCGGUUCCAAAAGGGUUUACCAUUCUCCUGCCAUUCAUGCUUGUAUGUGGCUUUCUAGCUACCGUCCAAGCGUCUGUUGUCCAUCGCCACAAAUUCAUUGUUGAAGAAGCUGCCUACACGAGGCUAUGCCGCAGCAAGAAGAUCCUAACAGUGAACGGGCAAUUCCCAGGGCCGGUUCUCUACGCCAAUAAAGGCGACACCGUCAUAGUGGACGUUUACAAUAAGGGAACGCAAAACAUAACGAUUCACUGGCAUGGCGUGAAACAGCCGAGGAAUCCAUGGUUCGAUGGUCCCGAGUUCAUAACCCAGUGCCCCAUCCGACCUGGAACUAAGUUUAGCCAGACAAUAGUGCUCUCGGAUGAGGAAGGCACCAUCUGGUGGCACGCCCACAGCGACUGGUCUCGUGCCACCGUCCACGGCGCCUUCAUUGUUUAUCCCGCCGCCCGCGGCACCCAAUAUCCUUUCCCUAUGCCCUCUGCUGAAGUGCCCAUCGUGUUAGCAGAGUGGUGGAAGAGUGACAUCCAACAAGUUUUCAACCACUUUCUAUCUAGUGGGGGAGACCCUAACGUCUCGGACGCUUUUCUCAUCAAUGGCCAACCCGGAGAUCUUCAUGCAUGCUCCAUGAAAGAUACAUUCAAGUUAACAGUGGAUCAGGGAAAAACGUAUUUGCUUCGCAUGGUGAACGCAGUGAUGAACACAAUGAUGUUCUUCUCCAUAGCAAAUCACCAAAUUACAGUGGUGGGAACAGAUGGGUCCUACACAAAGCCAUUCAAGAGUGAUUAUAUUACCAUAUCCCCCGGUCAAACCAUUGACUUCUUGCUUGAAGCCAAUCAGGCCCAGAACCACUACUACAUGGCUACUAAAGCCUAUAGUAGUGCUCCUAGGGCCGCGUUUGAUAACACAAUCACCACAGCGGUCGUUCAAUAUAGUGGAAAUUAUACCCCGUCUUCGUCGCCACUCAUGCCCGUUCUCCCGGCAUUCAAUGACACCAAUUCAUCAGUAGCUUUCACCGGAAAGCUCCGAAGCUUAGCUGAUAAAGAUCAUCCCAUAAAUGUCCCACUCAACGUGACAACUAAUUAUUUGUACACCGUUUCGGUCAAUUUGAAUCCAUGCCCUGAUAAUAACACAGCUCGGUGUGCUGCACCUAAUCUUAACAGGUUCGGGGCAAGUGUGAACAACAUAAGCUUCGUUCUACCCAAAAUAGACAUCCUUCAAGCUUACUACAAACACAUCAAGGGAGUUUAUGGUACAGAAUUCCCUUCUUUUCCACCGCUCAGUUUUGACUUCACGAAUCAAACUCUUCCUGUUCGACUUCAGCGAUCUGACCGAGGAACAGAAGUGAAAGUGCUUGAAUAUGGCACAGUUGUGGAGCUUGUUUUCCAAGGAACAAAUUUGUUGUCUGGGAUUGAUCAUCCAAUGCAUUUGCAUGGAUACAGUUUUUACGUUGUUGGUUGGGGUUUCGGUAAUUUCAACAAGAGCAAAGACCCCCAGAACUAUAAUCUCGUGGAUCCACCUCUUGUGAACACAAUUGCUGUUCCUAGGAAUGGUUGGACUGCCAUUCGGUUCUUAGCUAAUAAUCCUGGAGUGUGGUUUAUGCAUUGUCAUUUUGAACGACAUACAAGUUGGGGAAUGGAAAUGGCCUUUAUAGUGAAAGAUGGAAAGCAGCCUAGUGAAAAAAUGCUGCCAUCUCCCUCAAAUAUGCCUAAAUGUUGAAGACAUAUGGAGUAAUUUAAUAACAAUUGACAAUAUUAUUAAUUUAUUUCACUCAUAUUUCUUUAUUUCUCCAUUUUUGUUUAUUUAUUUGUAUUGUUUGCAUAAAUAAAACCUAAUCAGUGUAAUCAUAUUGUAAUGUAAGGUUCUUCUCGUGUUACUGAUGUUAAUUAUAUU